This is a messenger RNA of Aedes albopictus (Asian tiger mosquito), 2385 nucleotides long. RefSeq names its product angiogenic factor with G patch and FHA domains 1. Lineage: Eukaryota; Metazoa; Arthropoda; Insecta; Diptera; Culicidae. The transcript has 7 exons. The record is from RefSeq and is a predicted model, not a curated record. Gene Ontology annotation, molecular function: protein binding; nucleic acid binding. The coding region runs from base 164 to 2302 and encodes 712 amino acids.
AUAAAUUUUUAUCAGUAAAACGUAAACAAAUCCUGCGCAAUUUUCCACAUUCCGUAAUUUUACGCAAUUUUCACGCUUCUCAUGCACUUAAUUUUCGUUAUUUUUCUGUUAAAACAUGCGCUAGUUAUACUUUGCUCCACAGUGUGAUAAAGUGAAACCAAAAAUGACAAAACACCCGGCGGCUAUGAAGUUGAUUCGUCUUACCAACCUCUACAACGUUACUGCGAAGCAGAUUUACGCUUAUGUUCGCAGCCUGCACAGCCACAUCCGGAAGCAGAACGCGAAGAUUCGUCGUCUGCGGGGGAAGGUCGUUCAGUUGAGGAAGCUCCGGAAGCAACAGAAAAAGAGUUCAGUUGAGGAGGUCGUGGAAGACGAGGAUGGCGAGGAAGACGAUGUGACGAAAGCGCUGGAACUAGCCGAAGAACAGCAAGCGCAUGCUUCCGCGGCCAAUGAGCCGUUGGAUGUGAAGGCUUUCGUCGAUGACAUAAAAAAGACUGCCGAAGAAUUUAAUUACCAGAAUCGGUAUAUUUACGAGCCAACGAGUGGGCUGUACUAUGAUCCGGAAACCGGAUACUACUACAACGCUAUUUACGGACUCCAUUACGAUGGCGAUAAAGGCUGCUACAUGAAGUACAAUGAGCAAACGGGAAAAUAUGAUUUCUACUCUCAAGUUAUUCCGGAGGAGACACUUGAGAAGGAAAAGCCCAAAACGUACCAAAAGAAACGGAAGCGCGAUCAGCAGCCGGAGGAUCGAUUGUCGCUGGAACGAGAUCGUCAUCGUCGUCGUCGCAGUGCAAGUUCGGAUCGCGAGCGAGAUUCUAGACGGCGUCGGCGACAUCGUCGAAGCCGAUCGGAGUCCAGUCCUUCCUCGUCCUGCAGCUCCACAGAUGAUGGGAAGAAAAGCAAGCGACGCCGGAAGAAAAAGGACAAGAAAGAGAAGAAGAAAAGCAGGAAAGAAAAACGAAGCAAAACCAAGGGGGUAUUUGAGCAUUCCGACGAGAAUAAGGAAGAGGGGGAACUGGAUAGCAGUAGCGGCGGGGAAAGCGAUAGAAGCGUGAAAAAGGUUAUCCUGAUCGAUUCCAGCGCUUCCGAGAGGGAAAACACGGGAAUAGAGGUUGACCUGGAAAAAUAUGCUGGGAAACAUUCAGAUAUCUCAAGAAAAUACCCACCUUCGUUGAGGCUAAUAGUACAGGAGAGCAGUGUGGCAUCGCUGAAAGUUGGUUCCCUGUUCAUAAUAACCUGCAAGGGCGGUUCGCUGGGCCGAGAAGGCGACCACGAUGUUAUCAUUCCGGAUAUUAAUGUUUCGAAGUAUCACCUCAAGUUCAACUACAACACCCGUACGAGUUCGUACCAGCUGCUGGAUCUUGGUUCCCGCAAUGGCACCUUCCUGAAUGGGACCCGCAUGGCACCGACCAUGCAGGAAAGUGACCUCUUCGACAUCGUCCAUGGCGAUGUUAUCGAUCUGACGAAGACCAAAUUGCUGUGCCACAUUCACGAUGGAAACCAUACCUGUCGCAACUGUGAACCGGGCCUGUUGAUGUCCAAAAAGGGCCAGGAUUCGGACGAUGAACGCAUCACCAAGCCAGUCAGCUACCAGGAGGGCAAAAAGUUGCUACAACGUCGCUACGGCUUGGAGGAGGAAAAAUACGCGGAAAACGCCGAUAAAUCUCAACCAGAGUACAACGACCGAGCAGCCCACCGCAGGAAGAUCAAAGGAAGCUCAAACGAGCAUGCCAAGACGGAGGUGGCUUCGCUAAACGAACAGAUUAGCAGUAAGAACAAAGGCUUCAAGAUGCUAUCGAAGCUCGGUUGGAGCGAAGGUACUUCACUCGGUGUCAGGGAACACGGAAUAUCGGAACCGAUACGCCUUACAACCAACAUCGGUACCAGUGGGCUUGGUAGCCAAGCCCUGGCCGAUCCUACAGCUUUGCCCGACGAAGCAAAGAUGAACGUUUGGCGGAUGACCCAGGCACGCUACAAGGCGUGUCCUGAGAUCGAAGAAGAUGGUGUGAGACCACCGGGCGCUUCGCUGGAACGGCAGAUAAACAGCGAGAACAAGGGUUUUCAAAUGCUGUCCAAGCUGGGAUGGGUCAGUGGGGAAACGCUGGGUAAAGAGGGAGGUGAUGGGUUAAAGGAACCCAUCAAAAUGUUGACCAACGUGGGAACUAGUGGGCUUGGCAGCAAAGCCUUGGUUAAACCCGGGGGAAAUACUGCCGCAACUGCUAAAAACAAGACCAUUUGGAAGAAAAAACAAAAGAAAUGCCGUGCUAUCAAUAUGUUCGAGGCUUCGGAUUCUGAGUAGAAAUAUUGUACUUUAAUUUAUUUCACCUUGGGCUGUUUUGAAGGAAUAGUUCCGUCGUAAAUAUAUGUUAAAAGAAAACUCGA